Stegastes partitus (bicolor damselfish) is the source of this 2013-nucleotide messenger RNA. RefSeq lists its product as uncharacterized. The transcript has 12 exons. The record is from RefSeq and is a predicted model, not a curated record. Gene Ontology annotation, molecular function: RNA polymerase II cis-regulatory region sequence-specific DNA binding; DNA-binding transcription factor activity. Gene Ontology annotation, cellular component: nucleus. Gene Ontology annotation, biological process: regulation of transcription by RNA polymerase II; DNA integration. The coding region runs from base 93 to 1229 and encodes 378 amino acids. Lineage: Eukaryota; Metazoa; Chordata; Actinopteri; Pomacentridae.
CAUUGCUAACUUGACCUCGUCUGUAAAGCAACUUUAGCUUUAGCAACAAUAUCAAUUUGUUUCAUCGCGAAUUAGCCGCGAUUGUGUAAUAAAUGGGAAGAUACCAAUGUGCCUACAACUGCGAUCACUCGAGCAAUUCGGAUGUUAAGUUUUUUAAGUUUCCCCUGUACAAUCCCAGAAAACUGAAGAAAUGGCUCAUCAACAUGAAGUGGAAAGACUGGGCUCCCACUCGCUUCUCUGUGCUGUGCAUCAAUCAUUUUGAAGAACAGUACAUCGACAGAACAGGCAAAAGCGUGACACUUCGAGAAGAUGCAGUUCCCACCAUAUUCUUAGCGACUGACAACACACAGAAAAAGAAGGCUCCCAUCAACCCAAGACGUAAGCGACACAAGCCACCUGGUGCCAAAGGCUCAGAGAAAGAUUCUGCUCAGUCUACAACAACCACUCCCACCACAGCAAAGCAGGGCGUCCACAACAAAGAACCCAACCAGGCAGAGCAAGAGCCACCUGGAGAUGCCAAAAAGUCAGACAAAUGGAGGAUCAUUGUUGAUGAAGGGCUGAUGAUGAUCGAAUCAUUUCCACAUUUCUUUCAUGGUGAUUACUGUGUACCACAGAAUAUUCAGUGGGCUCCAGAUCUUGAUGUCAGUACAGAGAAAAAACCCGUAGAAAAUGUGAUAGAGGUGACAGAACCGUGGCAGUGGCUCGGUCUGGACGUCAGAGGACCGCUGCCCCAAACACUGAACGGACACAAAUACAUUUUGACAGUGACAGACUACUACUCCAAAUGGGUAGAAGCUGUGCCGAUGCAGUCGUGCCUCCCUUCACAUGUGGCGAAGAACAUCGUGGACGUCAUCGCCCACUUUGGAUACCCACUCAGAAUCCUGUCCAGACUGCCUCAUGACAUCGUCCACAAGAUCAACAGAGAACUGAAAGAUCAGCUGAAGGUCACCAUGGCUCUCGUGGUCUAUCAUCAGCAGACCGGCACUGCAGAUUUAACCACGCCACAGCUGAUUGACAGAAUGGUGAGUGAUCUCAUCGAGGAGCAUGCAACUGACUGGGAUGUCUAUCUUCCCGCCAAAGUUGUCAGUCUGUGCUUCAAAGAGCAGUCAACGACCAAGGAGAGGCCUUUCUCAGUGCUCUGCUGUAAGGGACUAAAGCCUGUCCAAUCCCCCAGAGGACUGAAUUACGCUUACUCCAAGAUCCGAGAGAGUGUGUUCGUGGUUAGAUAGGAGUUCACUUGCAGGUCACUGGACUUGGAAUCCAAACAGAACUCUGUUUCAUUAACAAACCAGGAAAGAGGAAUUUUUUUUUUUUUUUUUUUUUUGAAGAAUGUCAGAGUUGGAAUGGGACAGUGGAAACCUCGAUGGUUUGACCAAGAAUGUGUCGACUGAACAAGAAUUGCAGAUGGAACUUCUGGAGCAUCCUCCACUCUCCCAAGGACUCGCUGAAAUUUUCCACCUGUUUGGUCCAACAUGUGUUCUUUUGUCUUUUUUGUCCAUUAAAUCAGUGGAAGGUCAUUUUUAUGCUUCAUCAUUAAAAAUCUUAUUUCUGAAUGUAGCAGUUUAUUUCAGUUGUUGAUGUUGUGUUACAGUGAAUGAAGUGUGUGGCUCAAAAAACUUGCUGAAAAUCUGCAGUGAAGUCAAGAACAGAGCAAAUAAAUACAAGUAAAUACAUGUCUUUUACGGUCCAAAUUACCAACAUAAGUUGAGAAAAGUGAAAAUGUUUGCUGAGCCACACGAGACUGAUAGAUACAUUGCUUUUGUUGUUUAAUUUUUGGAUUGGUGUGUGUGUGUGUGUGUGUGUGUGUGUGUUGGCCUUUACUUUCCAGUGACCAUCAGGGGUAUUUUUUUUAAUGUGUCCAAGUUACUCCAAACUGUCCAAACAUCUGAUCUGGCAAUUUUCAGGCGGCUCCUUUUUUUGGUUGUUGUUUUUUUUGUUGAUAAAAUGUAAAACUUUCUCAACUUUCUUGAAAUAAAAAUUUCUUUAUCAUGCUGAAUGCAAAAUAUGACAAAA